Molecule: messenger RNA, 2721 nt
Organism: Platichthys flesus (European flounder)
Lineage: Eukaryota; Metazoa; Chordata; Actinopteri; Pleuronectiformes; Pleuronectidae
Gene: tmc6a
Product: transmembrane channel-like protein 6
Exons: 19
Coding region: 218-2560 (780 amino acids)
Cellular component (GO): plasma membrane
Molecular function (GO): mechanosensitive monoatomic ion channel activity
Source: RefSeq, a predicted model, not a curated record
UAUUAGUCAAGGUUAGACUGCCGCUGACCUCCUCUUUGUCUCUCAUCUGUAUCCUCAUUACAUUUGUGACAUUUGGUGAGGAGGGGGGUCGAUGUCCCAGCAGUUCGGUGAUAAGGGUCAGACCAAGGAUGUGUGAGGACAUCAGCAAAGAGCAGUGAACAGUGCUUAACUUUAAAUAGUUGAAGGAUAAACAGAGGAGCCAAUUGUCCUGUAUUGUAUGCAGUGCCAGGUGAGGAAGAUUGAUCCCCUGGGAGCUGUGGUUUGCAGUAAAAUGAGAUCAUCACGGACCGGGUCACUCAGCGUGAGGUUCGAUGUCGACAUUUGUCCAAUUGAUUCUGACUAUGAGAAUCUGAGUGUAGGUCAACCAGGUCAGGUCUCCUUCGGUGAACCGGCAGAUGGCCCCCAGGGGCGCCCUGAGACCCUGCAGAUGGAUAUGAUUGAAAGCACAGGAAAAAGAUAUCAUAAAAAAAAUAGGAAAACCAGCUUUUCCAGGAGAAUAUAUACAGGGGAAGACGAAAUGGGGGAUGAUGCUCUUGAUGCAGAGCCGAUCACAUCUCUGCCCCAGUGUUCAGCUGCCACCCAGAAGGUCCUCUCUCACAUGCCGAGCUGCACCGCUGGGAAAUAUAAUGCUGCAGUAGUGUCCAACAAGAAGGACGAGCUGGUGGCCGACCUCCGGGGCCUCUCUGUGAGGGAGGGCAAGCGGAAGCUGCGGGCCAUGCCACUCAGCCUGGGCAGUAAGAAGGAGAUCAGGCGACUUGCCUUUAGGGACGUAGGUUCAACUACCAGCAGAGUUAUUCCAUGCUGCAGUGGGCACAGUGGGCACAUUCUAAGGACUUGUCGUCAAUGCCUGUUCCGCUGCUUCACCGUCCUCGGCUCCCUCCAGCUGUGGCAUUCAGCCAUGAAGAGGGUGAGCGGACGUUUCGGAACCGGAGUGCUCUCCUAUUUCCUGUUCCUCCGAACCCUCCUGGGCUUGAACCUCCUGCUCUUCAUCUUCAACGGCCUGUUCGUGGUCAUCCCUCAAGCCAUCCAUCCUCCUCCUCCUCCUCCUCCUCCUGGUCAUAACGACAGUUUCACUGCUCUUGAGCUUUUAACAGGCACGGGCUACUUCUCUCAUAGUGUGAUGUUUUAUGGCUACUACAUCAACACCAGCCUCACAACUUGUCAUGCUACUGGGACCCCUGGUUCCACUGGUGAAUCUUUGUGCCAAAUGGGGACAUACCACAUACCUGCAGCCUACUUUCUCACCAUCGCCACCACCUUCUUCAUUAUCUUAAUCAUCCUGGUGUACAGCAUUUCCAAGUCUUUCGGGAGAAGUUUUCACGUCCUCAAGUCGAAAGGGAAUCUGGCAGUGAAUGUUUUCUGUGCCUGGGACUUCAAACUGAGCAAGAAGACGUCUGUCAGAUUUCAGUCUGAGAAAAUCAGCAAUCAGCUCAAAGAGCUUCUGUCUGAGAUGAUCACAGGAGACGCUGAAAAGAGCUGCAACCAGCGACUCUGCCACCUCAUCGUGCACUUGCUGGCGUGGACUGUGUGUCUGGCCAGCAUCGGACUGUGCGCCUUGGGGAUCCAAUUCCUGUCAGAGAAAUCCAUUGAACCCUACAAAGACACUAAGUUGCUGCUCUUACCUGCAGUGGUGUCGGGCAUCAACCUGCUCCUCCCGGGCCUCUUCAACCUGUGUGCCUGGGUCGAGAAACGCGACUCACCCAGUGUCAGUGUCUAUGUUUCCAUCUUCAGGAACCUGUUGUUGAAGAUCACUAUUGUUGGAAUGCUGUGUUACCGCUGGCUGGGGAGAAUUUCUGUGGAACAAGAAAGGACUACUUUCCAGUGCUGGGAGAACUUUGUGGGUCAGGAAGUGUACUGCCUGCUCCUGAUGGACUUUUUCUUCACGCUGCUUUACACCUUUCUGGGAGAGUUCCUGUGGAGGCUCUUUUCCAAGCAAGUGCGGGGAAGAGACCGAAAGCCAGUGUUUGACAUUGCCCGUAAUGUGAUGGAGCUCAUUUAUGGACAAACUCUUACAUGGAUCGGGGUGCUGUUUGCUCCACUUCUACCCGCAGUGCAAAUUAUAAAACUGCUUGUGCUGUUUUACAUCAAGAAGAGCAGUCUGAUGGUAAACUGUCAGGCCCCCAGAAAGCCCUGGAGGGCCAGUCAGAUGAAAACACUGUUCAUUACUAUGUUGUGUUUCCCAUCAUUUGUCGGCGCUGCCGUGUCUGUCUUUUACACGAUUUGGACGAGAAAACCCUCAUCCGGGUACGGACCAUUCAGGAAUCUCCCCACAAUGUUACAGUCAGGGCGCCUGUGGGCCAAGGAGCUGAAGAACAACCACCCAGUCUUGUCUUGGCUCAGCACAGUCUACAACGCUCUGGUGGAGAACCCAGUUUUCUUAUUCCUCGCCAGUGGCGUCUUCUUAUUGCUGAUAUACUUUCACGCCCAAGUUGUUGAUGGCCAAAGGAAAAUCAUCAGUCAGUUAGAAAGUCAAAUAGAAAACGAGGGUAAGGACAAAAAGUUCCUCAUCACCAAACUGCAAGCGACUUGUGAACAGAAUAGUCUGGUUUCUCAUAGAUAAGGUUGUGAAUGAGCAGCUCUGAUCCUAUCUCUGCCAACAGGGUUGUUGUUUUGUAUAUACUGUUUGUAUACUGUAUAUGCAGAAUUAUGAUAUUAAAUGUUUUGUGCACAAAGACAAAAUAAAUGAAAUGUUAUUUGAGUGACCAUCUUCAAGUGUUUUGG